AUGUUGCAACGCCGCAAAAAUAUUCGGCACCGAGAAAAUUCGAGACCACCUCAGCACGGCAUGGGUCUAGCAUGUACUUAUGCCACUGUCCUGACUACUGGACAUCGUACAAACAACGGUAUCAAGCUGGACACCUAUUCAAAGCCAAAUGUUUAUGACUCUCCCCUUAAAUUCAACCCAGUCGACGGUGCUCAGAGCCACGUACUACAAUUGGAUGCCAGCUACAUAGAGCAUAAUGAAUUUCCAGUCACAGAGCUAGGAACAAGCGUCGAGGUCUUUUCCAUCUCACAAGAAGGCCCUCCCUACCUCGCCGUCCACAAGCUAUGCUACCAACUGGCCGAACGUUUCAUAAGUAGCAGAGUAGCAGCUCAGGGUGCAACCCCCCAGGUCUCAUCUGAAGACGCAAUUUCUUCCAUUGAACAGCUAUGGAAGGAGCGCGAAGAUGACCCCGAAGAUGCCGAGAGAGUAGAAAGUAACCCGCUAAACAUAUCAAGGCUUACUGAAUCCAUACUCAAAAACCUCGAGCCAGAACCAUCUGAAAGGCGAAAAGAGAUAAUAUCUGGGACAGAUAGUGACUACCGACACACAAUAUUGCCAUCGGUGGCUGGUGGUAGCCAAGGCGAUUGGUGCGACGCUCUUGUGAACAAACAGCUGUUCCCGUGGCUGUGGGAUUUAGAUACCGAGGUCGUCCGCAAGAAGCAACAAGAAAGCAAUUGGGACUGGGAAAGCCUCGUGCGUAAGCUUGUCCAAGGUCAAUGUCCACGAGUCUAG
Molecule: messenger RNA, 771 nt
Organism: Xylaria bambusicola
Lineage: Eukaryota; Fungi; Ascomycota; Sordariomycetes; Xylariales; Xylariaceae
Exons: 4
Coding region: 1-771 (256 amino acids)
Source: RefSeq, a predicted model, not a curated record